AUGCCGUGUUUGCCUGUGACCAGACUGAAGCUGGGGAAGCUAAAGGUGGUGCGGCGGCAGCUGCUGCAAAGGUAUGAACACCAGCCGUUUGUCUCCUGUCUGGCCGGCCUCUAUGGUUGCCAAUGGAGACGAUACCAAAGAGCCCGGGCACAGCCAGGAGAGUGCUGCUGCAGCAAGGUGGAGUGUGGCAGUUUCGGCCUCCUGAUCCUCACCUUCUUCCUGAGUUUUUUAUUCCUCUAUUUCUGGAGUGAAGCUCAAAAUGACUACUUCGACUUUGACUGGUUUAACUUUGGGACUCUGGGCUUCUGGUUUCCCUGGUCUCUGGUCCUGCUGGUCAUUGCUGCUGCUCUCUUCACAUACAUCGCCCUCCUGCUGGUCCUGGCAGUGUGCCUGCUCUCUGAGGGACAGAGGCUGUACCUCCACUGGAGCCACAAGACUGGCAUCGUGGUGGCGUUGGCGUUCUCAGUCACAGCCACCGCCAUCUUGUCCGAUCUCUGGAGCAAAGAAUGGAAGACUCUCCUUCUGUCCCUGCAGGUGACGGCACCUUUCCUCCAUGUGGCUGCAGUCUCACUGAUGGCGAUUCUCUCAUGGCCAAUAUCUUUGCACUUCUUUCGCAUGAACAAGAAAGUGCGUCAGGUGGCUGCUCUGGCUCUCUACCUGUCCGUGCUGUUCUCUCUCUACCUGGUUCCUCUGGGGAUGUACUCGCCCUGCAUCAAAGAGGCAGGGACGCUGGGACCUGCUCCCACACUCAUCGGACACAGAGGAGCUCCAAUGCUUGCUCCAGAGAAUACUAUGAUGUCGUUUGAGAAGGCGGUGGAAGCUGGAGGAGAAGGACUGGAGACCGACGUCACCAUCAGUUAUGAUGGUGUUCCCUUCCUGAUGCAUGACUUCACUCUGAAGAGAACCACCGAUGUCGCUGAGGUCUUCCCAAACCGAACGCACCUCGACGCCUCCAUGUUCACCUGGGCCGAGCUCCAGCAGCUGAAUGCUGGCAACUGGUUCUUAUCGAGGGACCCCUUUGGCACCGUGUCCUCUCUGUCUGAGCCGGACUGCUCGCGGGCCCAGAACCAGUCUGUGCCCACCCUGGCCCAGUUCCUGGAGGUAGCGGCCCGCAGCAGCAGACUGGUGCUGUUUGACCUGCACAGGCCACCGUACGGACAUCCCUACCAUCAGUCCUACAUCAACACCACUCUGCAGGUGGUGCAGGCCCACAUCAACUCCUCACAGGUGCUGUGGCUGCCUUCUGAGGACAGGGAGCUGGUCCAUGCUGUGGAUCCAGAGCUGCAGCAGACCUCUGGAGAGAAAGCUUCUAUUCAUGAACUGACAGUGGGUCAUAUCACCAGACUGAACCUGCAUUACAGCACCAUGUCCCAACAACAGUUCAGAAAGUACCAGUCGGUGAACGUCAGCACUAACCUGUAUGUGAUCAGUCAGCCGUGGCUCUACACUUUGGCCUGGUGCUCCGGAGCUCAGUCUGUAACCACCAACUCCAUCCACAUCCUGUCCAGCAUCAACAAGCCGCUCUUCCUCAUGACUCAAGAGGAAUACAGUUUGAUGUGGAUUCUGACUGAUGCUGUGUCUGCCCUGCUCAUCAUAGCAGUUUUCAUAUUCCAUUGGUGGAGAGAGAGAGGCCUGCCCUGGUCCGGCAGCCGACAGACUCAUGAGAAUGGAGCGUACAGCAAGUUCAGGACAGAGCUGAGUGACGUGUGGUCCAUCUCCAGCGUCAGCGUGCGGCCAGACCUGCGGAGCGCGCCCAGUUCCCCCAGUAAGCCCCACCUGCCCACCAUCACUGAGGAGUGA
Trematomus bernacchii (emerald rockcod) is the source of this 1800-nucleotide messenger RNA. RefSeq names its product glycerophosphodiester phosphodiesterase domain containing 4a (gene gdpd4a). The record is from RefSeq and is a predicted model, not a curated record. The transcript has 17 exons. Gene Ontology annotation, cellular component: membrane. Gene Ontology annotation, biological process: lipid metabolic process. Gene Ontology annotation, molecular function: glycerophosphodiester phosphodiesterase activity. NCBI's taxonomy places the organism in Eukaryota, Metazoa, Chordata, Actinopteri, Perciformes, Nototheniidae. The coding region runs from base 1 to 1800 and encodes 599 amino acids.